AACUCCUAAAAAUGUCAUUUCUACACUUGGCAAUUCUUGUUGGGAUCCUGUCUGCAGCUUGUGCUCAGAACCCUCUUUUCCCUUCCCCUCCUACCAAUCGGAAUCUUGCCCUUCGAGGUCGAGCAACCCAAUCAUCGACGUUCAGCGGCAUCACUAACGCCAUUAAUGCCAUUGAUGGGAAUAUUGACACCAACUUUUACCAUGGUUCGUGCUCAUGUACAAACCCUGACGUGUCCCCUUGGUGGAGGGUGGACCUACUGAGGCCACAUAAAAUUUCCCAAAUUGUCAUCACCAACAGAGGAGACUGCUGUGGAGAGAGACUGAAUGGAGCCGUCAUUCUGGUUGGAAACUCCUUACAAAACAAUGGAAACAACAAUCCAAGCUGUUCAGAAAUCACCUACAUACCGAACGGUGCCACUCAAUCCUUCCAGUGUAACGGCAUGGUUGGCCGAUAUGUGAACAUCGUCCUUCCUGGGAAGCAGACCUAUCUCCAGCUCUGUGAAGUCCAGGUCUUUGGAGUUCCAGUAGAUAACACUCCUUCCUGUUUUUAAUUCGACCUUCAGCUUUGAUGAGGAUAUGGUGGAGAAGAGCCAAGCAUUUUAUUUCUACAUUUAAAUGUAUUUUAUGCAGGCCAAUCAAAGCCGAUAUUUUAUAUUUGAGUAGAUGUUGGGAUGUUGGAUCAUCAACUAACUUGGAAUAUCCUUCUUAACGACAUUAUGACAGGGUUCAUACUUCCCUUUAAAGGCGUAAGACUACUUGUUAAAAAAAGGGCAGAUCCCAGAAGUGUAACAGAGACUAUAGCUGCUAGAAUCCUCAAAAGAUGUAUCAAGUCAUUGAGUGAUCCAACCGGCUAUCAUGUACCCAAAAGUGAAAUAUUACUUUGGUGAGCUGAUCUUCUAGGUUCAAAUAAACAAUUUUCAAGUUAAAAUAAAAUUCUUAGAAAAAUA
Rana temporaria (common frog) is the source of this 947-nucleotide messenger RNA. RefSeq names its product fucolectin-like. The transcript has 3 exons. The record is from RefSeq and is a predicted model, not a curated record. Bases 12 to 551 code for a protein of 179 amino acids. Lineage: Eukaryota; Metazoa; Chordata; Amphibia; Anura; Ranidae.